AUGGGCCGCAAAGAACUUCCCAGUCGCGAUCAGCUCCGUGACUACAACUAUGCCGUCGCCGGACAUGCGGGCACCAUGUGCGACGCCGACGGCGAGCUCUUCAUCAAGCCCUGUACGCAGUCCGAAAUCGACUUCUACGAAUCUGCGGCGCGCCGACGCCCCGAGUUUGCUGAGCUGAUGCCCCUGUUCAUGGGUAUCCUGACGUUGAGUGACCCUGCCGACGGCAUCGACGAAGCUGUCGCCGGAGUCAUCUCGGAUGCCGGCGACGUCAAGACCACCAAAGAGCAGAUUGCUGCGACUAUCGCCGAGCACAUGUCAAGGCCCCCGACGGAGCGCCAGUCCGAGGACAAUGUCACCUGGAAAUCCACAAAGGGCAGGAAGAUCAAGACGGACACGGCCGUUGUCCUCGAGAACACGACACACGGAUUCAAAAAGGCAAACGUCCUCGAUGUGAAGCUGGGCGUGCGACUGUGGGCCGACGAUGCACCGUUGGAGAAGAAGCGCCGCUUCGACAAGAUCUCAUCUGAGACGACUCACGACAAGCUGGGAUUCCGCAUCGCCGGCAUGCGCGUCUACCACGGGUCGCAGGAUGCUUCGCAGCUGGACGAGGAAGGAUACAAGAUAUAUGACAAGGACUACGGCCGAGUGUCGGUCAACGAGGCCAACGUGGUGGACGAGUUUCGCAAGUUCGUCUUUAGCAAAGCUGCCGGCAUCGACCAGGACAUGGGCAAGGCCGUCUGCGCCGCCUUUGCGCGUGAUUUGACACGGGUCCGCGAGGUCAUGACCCGGCACGAGAGCCGGAUGUACUCGACGUCGCUGCUCUUCGUCUUUGAAGGCGACGGCGAAGCCCUGCGCGCCGCCAUUGAAGAGAACAAUGCCUUGGUGGAGUCUGCCGCCGGGUGGGCGCCGCCGGAUCGGACGGCCAAGCGCAACGACAGCGGCAUCGACCUGGCCGAGCCGGACGACGACAACGACCUGGAGGAGCUAGAGGCUUCGCUCCCGCAAAUAUACUCGUUGAAGCUGAUUGACUUUGCCCACGCGCAGUGGACGCCAGGGCUGGGCCCUGACGAGAACAUUCUGAAGGGUGUCCGGAGCUUGGAGCGAAUUUUCACGCAGAUGGCGCAAUAA
Molecule: messenger RNA, 1128 nt
Organism: Hirsutella rhossiliensis
Lineage: Eukaryota; Fungi; Ascomycota; Sordariomycetes; Hypocreales; Ophiocordycipitaceae
Product: inositol polyphosphate kinase domain-containing protein
Exons: 2
Coding region: 1-1128 (375 amino acids)
Biological process (GO): phosphatidylinositol phosphate biosynthetic process; inositol phosphate biosynthetic process
Cellular component (GO): nucleus; cytoplasm
Molecular function (GO): inositol hexakisphosphate kinase activity; inositol-1,4,5,6-tetrakisphosphate 3-kinase activity
Source: RefSeq, a predicted model, not a curated record